Molecule: messenger RNA, 1444 nt
Organism: Geodia barretti
Lineage: Eukaryota; Metazoa; Porifera; Demospongiae; Tetractinellida; Geodiidae
Source: the annotation of a GenBank genome assembly
ACAGCUGACCUUUCUUUAUUGAUCGACGUCGCCAAUCUCCAUGACAACGCGAUAUAUUAACCCUUUUCCGACUGGUAAAUUUAAUCACGUGCCACCCACGCGGUUCUUUCGGAAGCAACUGCGCGAGCGGGCAGCAUGUCAGAGGGAGGUAUGGAGAGUGGAGAGAAGCAGGCGGUCAGCGAGGAAUACGCGGCCAAGGCAGAGACCAUGAAGAAUAAAGCCAACGAAUUCUUCAAAUCACAGCGGUACCAGGAAGCCAUAGAGUGGUACAGCAAGGCAAUUGAUCUGGACCCGUCCAUCGCCGUGUACUAUGGCAACCGCAGUUUCGCUCAUCUCAAGAUGGAGAGCUAUGGAUACGCCCUUAGCGACGCCACUACAGCCUUAGAUAUCGACAGAACGUACAUCAAGGGCUACUAUAGGAGAGCGAGUGCAAACAUGGCUCUGGGGAAGUUCAAGAAAGCUCUUACUGACUUUGAAGCUGUGAAAAAGGCACGGCCGAAAGACCAAGACGCUGUGAACAAGUACAACCAAUGCAACAAAAUUGUUCACCAACAAGCAUUCGCCAAGGCAAUCGCCGUGGAGUCCUCCAAGAAGAGUGUUGCCGAAUCAAUCAACCUGGACACAAUGGGUGGGUGUGGUCACGUGAUGUCACAUGAUUUCAUAUGAUGUCAUGUGACCUCAGUCGUGGAGGAGACGUACGAGGGACCGAGAUGGGAAGAGGGAGAGAUGGCGGUGGAAUUCAUGACUGGUCUCCUGGAUUGGCUGAAAGAAGAGAAGAAACUGCAUCGAAAGUAUGCGUACAAGAUAUUGCUGAGAUCGAAGGAGAUAUUUGAAGCGCAGCCGUCGCUGGUCGCGGUCUCAAUCCCUGACUCCAGUGACAGAUUCACUGUGUGUGGAGAUAUACACGGACAGUUUUACGAUCUUCUCAACAUCUUCACACUCAACGGGCUGCCUUCACAAGACAACCCAUAUCUGUUUAACGGAGAUUUCGUAGACAGAGGUUCGUUUUCUGUGGAGGUCAUCCUCUCGCUGCUAGGGUUCAAAGUUCUCUAUCCCGACCAUUUCUUCAUGUCUAGAGGAAACCACGAGAGUAUAAACAUGAACCAGAUGUACGGGUUUGAGGGAGAAGUGAGGGCGAAGUACUCGCAGCAGAUGUGGGAUCUGUUCACGGAGAUAUUCAACUGGCUCCCACUGGCCCACCUCCUCCAGUCCAGAGUACUGGUGACGCACGGAGGGCUGUUCAGUAGGGACGGAGUGAAGGUGUCGGAACUUGUCGACAUUGAUCGCAACAGGCAACCUCCGGAGGAAGGUUGGUACUCCACUGUACUCCGCCCUCUCCGGAGGAAGGUUGGUACUCCACUGUACUCCGCCCUCUCCGGAGGAAGGUUGGUACUCCAACGUACUCCGCCCUCUCCACUGCCAACUGCAGUGGACCACUCAUGAU